This is a messenger RNA of Xenopus tropicalis (tropical clawed frog), 1065 nucleotides long. It is a transcript of the gene ca13.2, whose product is annotated as carbonic anhydrase 13 gene 2. The record is from RefSeq and is a predicted model, not a curated record. The transcript is spliced from 7 exons. Bases 180 to 956 code for a protein of 258 amino acids. NCBI's taxonomy places the organism in Eukaryota, Metazoa, Chordata, Amphibia, Anura, Pipidae.
UGCAGAUUGUAUUCACUUACCGAGCCGGAGUCAUUGUGCAACAGACUGGAUUGUCCCCAUUAGGGCGCUUGGGGGAGAUGUUUGUGAGGCAUGGAAUGCUGGGAAGGCGCAGGGCAGGAUUUAGGGCAGUGACUUGGGCUUUUGUUGUUUGUCCUGAGUAAUAAAGAAUACAGCACAAGAUGGGUCUGCACUAUUCACACCACAAACAUUGUUUGACGCACCAUCAAUCUCCCAUCAAUAUUAACACCAGAACAGCAAAGUAUAAUCCUUCCCUGAAGCCUCUGAAGUUCAGCUAUGAUCCCAAAACAGCUAAAAGGAUUGUCAAUGUUGGGCAUUGCUUUAAUGUGGAGUUUGAGGAUAUAUGUGAUAAAUCAGUACUGAGCGAGGGGCCGUUAGAUGGACAUUAUCGCCUGUGUCAGUUUCAUUUCCACUGGGGAUCAUCUGAUAGGGAUGGCUCUGAACACAAUAUUGAUGGACACCUAUAUCCUGCUGAGCUCCACAUAGUACACUGGAAUUCAAAAAAGUACACUUCAUUUGCAGAAGCCGCAAAGCAUCCUGAUGGUGUAGCCGUAGUAGGGGUUUUCUUAAAGCUCGGAAACACAAACCCUGCCCUACAAAGCAUUAUAGAAAAUCUGGAUAAAGUUAAAACAAAGGGUAAAGCUUGUCCCUUUACAGAAUUUCAUCUCAAUGGUCUCCUUCCAGAGGAUCUUAACUACUGGACUUACAUGGGAUCACUGACCACAAAACCUUACUUUGAGUGCGUUACCUGGAUUAUUCUUCAGGAGGCCAUAACUGUCAGCUCACAGCAGCUGGAACAAUUCCGUAGGCUGCAGUGCACAUCUGAGAAUGAAAAUCCAAGCUUCAUUCUGGAAAACCACAGGCCUGUUCAGCCACUUGACCACAGAGUUGUUUAUUCCUCGUGUCCUGUAAAACACAAGGCUUUCCACUCUUUCUGAGUCUAUGGCAACAGUGUUUCCUCUGAACUUUCCACUUCAGCGUCUUUGACUUUCACCUUCCAGCACCCUGUGUUCAGUUCAUUGUGGUAUUAAAGCUUCAAAAACCAAA